CUUCAAUCUAUUUAAUUUUAUCACUAUCAAGCCCUACUGCCUUUAUCACGGAAAUGCGGGGGAUAAACGAAUCGUCAUAUGUGGGGUUUAUGACUCCUUCCGAUCCUCUGAUCGGCUAUAUUUUCUACCGGGCAUAUCUCUACAUCAACCUCUACCCACGCAAACACUAAACCAAACAUACUACGAAAAGCUACAAUCCUAUCCGAAGGACCUCACCUGCCAUCACAAUCACCGCAAAAAUGGCGCAACCCAAACUCGCAAUCCUAGACGACUAUCAGAACAUCUCCCCACCCCACUUCGCCCACCUUGAAUCCCGCAUCUCAAUCUCCUAUUUCCCGGAAACGCUCGAUCCCCGCGAUGAACGCCAACGUGCGCUCCUGAUCGAGCGCCUCCAGCCCUUUGAUGUGAUUCUUGCCAUGCGCGAACGUACUCCGUUCUCCAAGGAAACGCUCGCCGCGCUCCCGAACUUGAAACUUCUCCUGACCACGGGCACUCGCAAUCUCGCCCUGGACGUGCAAUACUGUGCUUCGCGCGGAAUUCCCGUCGCUGGAACGUCAAGCCGAUCAGGGGGGGUCCAUUCUACGGUGCAACAUACCUGGGCUUUGAUUCUAGGGUUGGCGCGUCAUGUUGCGCGGGAUGAUGCAGCUAUUAAGCGGGGAGAAUGGCAGGGGUCGCUUGGAAUGACGCUUGCGGGGAAGACAUUAGGAUUACUGGGACUGGGCAAGUUAGGCUCGCAGGUUGGGCGGAUAGCGGUUGUGGCUUUUGAUAUGAAGGUGAUUGCGUGGUCUACGAAUCUGACGCAGGAAAAGGCGGACGAACAGGCUGCGGCACAGGGGCUGCCGGCGGGUAGUUUUCAAGCUGUUCGGGACAAGGCUGAGUUUUUCCGCAGCGCGGAUGUGGUGAGUCUUCAUAGUGUACUGUCGGAGCGGAGUCGGGGCAUCGUCGGUGCUGCGGAAUUUGGGGUGAUGAAGCCGACGGCGAUCCUGGUGAAUACGUCGCGGGGUCCGUUGGUGGAGGAGAAGGCGCUGUUGGAGACGUUGAAUGCGGGACGCAUCCGUGGGGCGGCCCUGGAUGUUUUCGAACCCGAGCCUCUGCCCAAGGAUAGCCCCUGGCGGACCACGGCGUGGGGUCAAGACGGACGGAGUGAGGUGGUGUUGUCACCGCAUAUGGGAUAUGGAGAUGAACAGAUUCACGGGUGGUAUGAUGAGGUGGCUCGUAACGUCGAGAGGUGGUUGAAUGGAGAGGAAUUGAACACACGGAUGAAUUGAAAGGGGGGAAUCAACAUUUUGUCGCGGAAGAUCCAGGAUGGUAUGUGGGACAAUUGAAGUGGCUAAGAGGCCAAGUUGCAUACGAUGUACAUAAGUGUGAUGCAUGUGAUCCGGAGGAGUACCCUUUUUGGUUAAGGUGUGCUUCACCGAGACCCAAUCUGUCCUUAGAGGUAUUUUUUCUGCUGUGCAAAUGAAGCUUAAUUAAAAGACUCGUUCUGUCGUAUUCUGGGUUUCAACUUUCAUGUGGAUUUCGUCAUAGUGGGGGGAUCUCCGUGGACCAAGAAUCGAAAACUGUUUUCUGUACCUCGGAUCCUGUGCCAGCGCAAAACCGUCAGAUCCUCGUUCGAGAGAACUGAAUAAGGCAUACAGG
Aspergillus pseudonomiae is the source of this 1638-nucleotide messenger RNA. Its product is annotated as D-2-hydroxyacid dehydrogenase family protein. Bases 240 to 1268 code for a protein of 342 amino acids. The record is from RefSeq and is a predicted model, not a curated record. Gene Ontology annotation, molecular function: NAD binding; oxidoreductase activity, acting on the CH-OH group of donors, NAD or NADP as acceptor. The transcript has a single exon. NCBI's taxonomy places the organism in Eukaryota, Fungi, Ascomycota, Eurotiomycetes, Eurotiales, Aspergillaceae.